Molecule: messenger RNA, 1705 nt
Organism: Bombina bombina (fire-bellied toad)
Lineage: Eukaryota; Metazoa; Chordata; Amphibia; Anura; Bombinatoridae
Product: gastrula zinc finger protein XlCGF57.1-like
Exons: 4
Coding region: 213-1532 (439 amino acids)
Biological process (GO): regulation of transcription by RNA polymerase II
Cellular component (GO): nucleus
Molecular function (GO): RNA polymerase II cis-regulatory region sequence-specific DNA binding; DNA-binding transcription activator activity, RNA polymerase II-specific
Source: RefSeq, a predicted model, not a curated record
UGAUUUUGCACCAACUUUACUGCGGAUAACAGUUUCUGAAAUAAAUUCUGUUACUUCGUUUCUGUUUUUUCCCCCAGUUUUCGGGUGAAAGCAUUAUGGGAAUCGUAGUUCUUUUUAUAUUCCUGUUCCCGCGUUCUUUGUGAUGAAGACGACGGUCAGUGUAUCGUUUUUACUUCCGCAUAGUGCGUGCUUGCUCAAAGUAAUCUGAACAAAUGGAAUUUCAUGAAGUUGCAGUUUAUUUCUCCGAGGAGGAGUGGGGCCUUUUAACUGAAGAACAAAAAAAACUUUAUAAGACUGUGAUGAUGGAUAAUUACCAGAUCCUGUGGUCUCUAGGAUAUGUUCGUGUGAAACCUUUACUUGUUAGAAAGAUUGAGCGCAAAGAGGAGCUGUAUAUGCCCAUUUUUCCAUUUGCUAAUGGUACAUUCACAGACAGUAACAAUCCCAGUCAUGGUCAGAAUGCUGAUGCUUUAUUUAAUGUUGUUCAAAAUCAAAGAAGUAAUAUGGAAAAUUUAUGUUUGAAAUGUGGAAAAUGGUUUGAUAGCAUAACAAGCCUUAUUAGACAUCAGAAAAUCCAUACAAAAGAGAAAGUAUUUUCAUGUUCUGAAUGUGGCAGAUGUUUUGCUCAAAAAUCACAUCUUGUUAUUCAUCAGAAAAUUCAUUCAGGAGAGAAAGCAUUUUCAUGUACUGAUUGUGGAAAAUGCUUUACUCAUCUACAAACUCUUACUUAUCAUCAAAAAAUUCAUAAAAAAAUACACCCAGAAGAGAAAGCAUAUUCAUGUUUUGAAUGUGGGAAAUGUUUUGUUUAUCUGAAAGCACUUAUGUGGCAUCGGAAACUUCAUACAGAAGAAAAAAAAUUUCUUUGUUCUGAAUGUGGGAAAUUUUUUAGGCAAAAGGCACAUCUCAUUAACCACUUGAGUCUUCAUACAGGAAAGAAAGAAUUUUCAUGUACUGAAUGUGGAAAAUGUUUUACUCAAAAACCAACUCUUAUAGCUCAUCAAAAAAUUCAUGCAGGUGUGAGACCAUUUACAUGUUCUGAAUGUGGGAAGUGGUUUUCUCGGAAAACAAUUCUUAUUGCUCAUCAGACAAUUCAUACAGGAGAGAAAACAUUUUCAUGUUCUAAGUGUGGAAAAUGUUUUGUCUGUAAAUCAGAUCUUAGUAAUCACCUGAAAAUGCAUAAAGGAGAGAAAGCAUUUUCAUGUUCUGAGUGUGGGAAAUGUUUUGCCUGGAAAUCAUCUCUUAGUUAUCACCAGAAAACACAUACAGGAGAGAACGCAUUUUCAUGUUCUGAGUGUGGGAAAUGUUUUGCCUGGAAAUCAGACCUUAAUAAGCACAUGAAAAUUCAUACAGAAGAGAACGCAUUUUCAUGUUCUGAGUGUGGGAAAUGUUUUGCCUGGAAAUCAUCUCUUAGUUAUCACCAGAAAACACAUACAGGAGAGAAAGCAUUUUCAUGUUCUGAGUGUGGGAAAUGUUUUGCCAGGAAAUCAGUUCUUAGUAAACACCAGAAAACUCACAGAAUACAUAAAACACGUUGAUGUUAUGAGUGUGGGAAAUGUUUUACUCGGAAAUUCAUUGUUAGUAGUUUCAUUUUCAGGAUCUGGGACAUGUUGUUACCAAGAUACAUUUUUAUUUCUGUUACAUAUUUGAGAAUUCAUAAAUAUUUGUCAUUUUGAUAUUCAAAAUAAAGAUAUGUAAACUUCAGAGAAAA